Messenger RNA from Gopherus evgoodei (Goodes thornscrub tortoise), 719 nucleotides. RefSeq names its product chromosome unknown C19orf33 homolog (gene CUNH19orf33). The record is from RefSeq and is a predicted model, not a curated record. The transcript is spliced from 4 exons. Bases 288 to 557 code for a protein of 89 amino acids. NCBI's taxonomy places the organism in Eukaryota, Metazoa, Chordata, Testudines, Testudinidae.
GGCCCCCCCAAGCUGCAUCGCUCAGACUUCGGCUUCGCCCCGGGUGCCAGGCCCGGGAGCCGCCCCCCCCCCCCGGCCCCUGUGUGAGAACCGCUGGGGGGGGGGAGUGGCUGGGAACCCGGACGCCUGGGUUCUCUCCCCCCGCCCAUCUGUGCCAGGCUGAGCCCCAGGCUGGGGCGAGGCGUUUGCACCCGGGGUCGGGGGGGGUCGGGCACAAGGUUCGCUCGGUCCCGCCCUGGAGCUGCCCAUAAAGCCCCGCCCGGCCGCGACUCGGGCUGCGGAGCAGGAUGGAUUGUAACCGGGCGGCGGCUUUUGGGUCAGACCCCAAGAAACAUGAAGCGGGAAAGAAAGAGGGGCACCUGCCUCACCCAGGGCACCCCAAGCACAAGGACAGGCACGGCUCCUCCUCGGACUCCAGCAGCAGCUCCAGUGAGAGAGACGGGGAGCACCACGGCAAGCCCCAGGGCCCAGGCCACGCGCACAAGGAGAAGAAGAAGAAGAAGAAGAAGCUGAACAAGGAGAAGAAGCCAAAGGAGAAGUCUAAGAAGAGCCCCUGAUGCCAACGCCAGGCCAGGCCGCGUCUCACCCAGACUCCACCCCUGGAUCUGGGCAGAGACCCGGCACCAGACCCAGCGGCUCAGCCUGGCACCCGCGGCCGUUGGCCGGUAUCUUGGGACCUGCCCUUUGGAGCCUUCAUUGAAAUAAACAAGCUCUGCCCC